AUGGAUUCUAUAAAGAUCGCAAAAGUUGAAAAUGUUAUACUUGAUAAAGGUCAAACAAAUGUGGUUGGCACACUUCAUUUAACCACUUAUCAAUUGAUCUUUCAAUUUCCUGAAAAUGUUGAAGAACUCUUGUUUGUUGUUUAUCCAAUAAUUCACACAGUUGAAUGUAGACCUCCUACAAAUUCAGAGCCUAAACUUUGGCCUCUGAUCAUUCGAUGUCGUAAUUUUGUAUUUUUUACAUUAUAUUUGACAUUUGAGCAAGAUGCAAUCGAUGUUUUUGACACUAUACAAAAAUUAACAUGUAUCAAAGGCUCUAUUAGUCAAGUAUAUGCAUUCGAUUAUGAACCUGAAAAAAAAUUUAUUUGUAAUGAUGGGUGGAGUUUAUACGAUCCUUCAAAAGAAUUUGCUAGAAUGGGAUUGACUAAAACAUGGAGAUUUUCUUACAUUAAUGAAAAAUAUGACUUUUGUCCAACAUAUCCACAUUUAUUAGUAUUCCCAUCUAAAAUUAGUGAUACUGUUUUAGGAUAUGCUACAAGAUUUCGUAGUAAAUCACGUGUACCAACUUUAAGUUAUCUACAUUGGUCAAAUAAGGCCUCAAUAACUAGAUCAAGUCAACCGAUGGUUGGGCUUAAACAAAAUAGAUCCAUACAAGAUGAAAAGCUUAUUGAAGCCAUAUUUCAAUCAAACCUACCACCUUCAAGUAAUGGAAGACAAAUUUAUGGCUCAACAUCAACCAAUUUAAUUGUAGAUGCCAGACCAACAGCUAAUGCAAUGGCAAAUGGAGUUAUGGGAGCAGGAUCAGAAAAUAUUGAAAAUUAUAAAAAUUGUACUAAAUGUUAUAUGGGAAUAGAUAAUAUUCAUGUUAUGAGAGAUAGCUUGGGAAAAUUGGUUGAAGUAAUUCAAUCAGCCGAAGCAAGUGGAUCACCGAUUAAAAAACAACACUUAGAUAGAUCUAAUUGGCUUAAACAUAUAAGUUCAUUAUUGUAUGCAGCAGUUAAGAUUAUAAAAAAUGUUCACGUAUAUAAUUCACACGUACUUGUACAUUGUUCAGAUGGAUGGGAUCGUACAGCACAAUUGACUUCGAUAUCAGAAUUAUCCUUAGAUCCAUAUUAUCGUACAUUUAUAGGAUUUCAAGUUUUAAUAGAAAAGGAGUGGGUUUCAUUUGGACACAAAUUUAGCGAUAGAUCGGGGCAUUUGAGUAAUGAGAAAUUUUUCAUUAACUCAGCAGCGAAUUCAGCAUUGAAUCGAUUUUAUUAUAAGCAAACACAUCAAAGAGAGAUAUCUCCAGUCUUUCAUCAAUUCCUAGAUUGUGUCUAUCAACUUUAUAAACAAUUUCCAACAAGGUUUGAAUUUAAUGAAAAGUUUCUUAUAGAAUUACAUUGCCAUUGUUAUUCGUGUCAAUUUGGUACAUUUUUGUUUAAUUCAGAGAAAGAAAGAAAAGAUUAUAAUGUAGCCAAAAAAACUUAUAGUGUGUGGGAUUAUUUUAAUUCAGAUAGAGAACAAUUCAUAAAUCCUUUAUAUGAUAGAGAUUUUAGUGGAGAGAAUGGAGAGAAAGAAAGAUUUAAUGGAAUAGAUAUGGGAGUAUUAAUACCAGAUAUUAAGAAUGUUGUGUAUUGGGCUGGAUUAUUUAAUAAAAAAGAUGAAGAAUUAAAUGGAAGUACUGAAUGUAAAGAAGAAAAUAAUGAUAACUUGGUUUCUUCACCAAUUAAUGUUGAUGAUGAUAAUAACGGUGGUGGAAAAGAGAUUAAGAAUUUUGCAAGGUUUACAAUUAAUAAUAUGAAAAGUGUGGCAGCAAGAGUCACAUCACCAUCGUUAACAGCAUCACCAUCGUUAGCAACAUCACCAUUGUUAACAACAUCACCAUCGUUAACAACAUCACCAUCGUUAACAACAUCACCAUCGUUAACAACAUCACCAUCAUUAACAACAUCAACAUCAAAUUUCUCAAAAGCAAAGCGAUCACCAAUUACUACUACUACUAUCAAUACAAAAAAACAAGAUUGCAUUACUACUGCAGAAUUACCGCAUCCUCUUUACAAUUCGCUUUCAGAAUUUUAA
Entrophospora candida is the source of this 2058-nucleotide messenger RNA. The record is from the annotation of a GenBank genome assembly. NCBI's taxonomy places the organism in Eukaryota, Fungi, Glomeromycota, Glomeromycetes, Entrophosporales, Entrophosporaceae.